AUGGCUCAGUUCAAUAUGCUCUCGCUGCUCUUUGUCGGCUUCCGUCUCUUGUGUCUCCUUCCUCAGGUCUUCGGCCAAGAUGCUCCACUGUUCGUACAGGGCGGCUUCGAGGACGCCACUGCAGUAGAUGACACCUACAACUCCGGCGGUACCAUCACUGUCAACGGCUUCAACAUCCAAGUCCCCAAGAACCUUCAAGUUCAAUUCCCCGCAGCUUGGGUUCCAUGGAAGGACUUCACCGCAGAGAAGGCCUCUAUGCUGGGCUACGAGAUCAACGUCAUUGGCAACUUCAUCAACGGAAAGCCAAUCGCAGCACAAGUCAUCGCCUACGAGUUCUUCGAAGGCCUGAGCAGCGGCUUCAUCGAGUCUCUCAACUUUGAAGAGGGCAGCAUCAAGAUCGCCUCCGGACCCACCAUCCGCAUCAGCGACCCCAACGCAGUCUUCUCGGUCGGAAACAAUGUCGCGCCAUUCUUCACCGCGGACGACGAAAGCCCCAGCAUCUCUUCCUUCUCUGGCUUCCCCAUGUGUAUCCCCAGAAGUGCAUCCGACCCACUCUGCCCGGCGACUAAUCGGCCCUUCCAGGGCUCUGGCACUUUCUCCGUCCCAGACCCUCUCGUCAUGGCGCCCUUCCUCGCAGGCGACUUCAUUACCUUCUCCGGGAUCCGCCGCGGCAACGAAGUCAUCGCCUUCAGCAUCGUCGCGCAGAAUGUCAUGAUCACGACUUUGGGCGACCUAGUCUAUGUGCGCAUGGAACUUGGUCUGCUCGGAAUCGACAACGUCAGCCCCAACACUGAAGUCGCAGAGUCUCGCUUCGUCGGAUUCGCUUCCAACCCCAGGACAACGGUCGCGCUGUACGCCAUGGACAUCGACCCCUGCACCGGCAAGGUAACCGACCGCAUCAUCGCCGCCAUGGGUCUGCGCGGCGGGCGAAACGAGCAGAACAAAUUCGAAUACCGGUCCGACAUACUCAGUGGUUAUGCACGAGAGUACCGCGUCGUGGCCGAGAUCAAUGGUAUCCCCAAGACGCGCACUACCAAGAAUGGUCUCCUCGCGGGCACUUAUGUACAGCCUAUCAACGUCUGGGUCCACGCGGAGCAAAACAUCCCCGGAACGUUUCCUCCGGCGAAUGACUUCAGCCAGAUGCCGUGGCUCACGCAGGGUGUUGGUGUUGAUGAGGCGGGCAACCUUUGGGGACCGUUGGAGCCGUUCCCGCAGACUGGUGUUUUUAUUGAGGCGCCGCAGUGUGGCGUUGUGACUGCCGCGAGCUUCCAGGGCGAUGAGUUGAACACUACUUGGACUGGUGCUGGUAAGACUUUCCCCUUCGGUUGA
This is a messenger RNA of Parastagonospora nodorum SN15, 1329 nucleotides long. RefSeq lists its product as hypothetical. The coding region runs from base 1 to 1329 and encodes 442 amino acids. The transcript has 3 exons. The record is from RefSeq and is a predicted model, not a curated record. NCBI's taxonomy places the organism in Eukaryota, Fungi, Ascomycota, Dothideomycetes, Pleosporales, Phaeosphaeriaceae.